AUGACUUUCGACAAAACUUUAUUGAAGCCCUGUCCUGUACUACUACCAUCGGCAGAAGAAUUUCAGAAUCCCAUAGAGUACUUGUCGAGGGAAGACAUACUACAACUAGGGAAUGAGUUUGGUUUAGUAAAGGUUGUGCCGCCAAAAGGAUGGAAACCACCAUUUUCCAUAGCGCCGUCCUUCACCUUUCACACAAGAAUCCAGAAGCUUAGUGAUUUGGGAAUCACAACCAGAAGCAGGAAAAUCUUUAUUGACGGCUUGAACAGAUUCUGCAACAUGACCGGACGCAGAAAUGUCCACUCCUGGUUUGUCACUCACAACCAGAAGAUACAUUAUUAUGAUUUAUAUCUCGCAGUUUGCCGGCUCUACCCCGGCCGAAACGAUCUAAUGGGUAUUUCUCAGGAGGAAUUAACGAAGCUAAAUUUGAUGUUUGAUCUUCCCGCCUCAGAAACAAUUCUUAAAAGUGAAUUUACCGACAAAAUCAAGGCAUACGCCCAGUACUUGUCUCAUAACGGCAACAACUUUGACUUUCCUGAAAGCGAUCCUGAAGAUGAUACCGAAAGCUGCUUGGUCUGCCGGAAAAACCACUCGCCCACGCAGAUGCUUUUGUGUGACCACUGUAAUAACCCUUAUCAUCUCAAAUGUCUUCUGCCGCCUCUUACAGAAGUCCCUGAAGGAACAUGGUACUGUGAAAAAUGCUUGAUUGGAACUGGCGCUUAUGGCUUUGAAGAAAACCCCGAACUUAAAUUCAACAUCUGGGGCUUUGUUGAACAUUGCAAGCAAUUUGAACUGGAGUUCUUCUCUAGAUACAGUAAGGAUGGUCUGCCCUUAUCUCUCGAUGAGAUUGAACAACUUUUCUGGAACUUAGUAGAGUCUGAAAAUUCCGAACUCAAAGUGAGGUAUGGCGCGGAUAUCCACAAUUUAAGGCCUGGAGAAAUAAGUGGUUUUCCGACAAUGGAAAUCCCAAAGAGUCCUUAUGAUUCUAAUGCAGAUGGUUCUCAGUACAUACAUCAUCCGUGGAAUCUUACAAGACUUCCUUUUGCGAAAGGAUCUUUACUUAACUUCAUCAACAGCACCAUAUCAGGCAUGACCAUUCCGUGGAUUUAUGUGGGCUCCCUUUUAUCUACCUUUUGCUGGCACGUUGAAGAUCAUUAUACUCUUUCAGCCAAUUAUUGUCACUUUGGCAAUGUCAAAAAGUGGUAUGGAAUUCCUAGCUCAUAUGCUGACGAGUUCGAGAAAAUAAUGAAGGCGCUGGCACCUGAUCUUUUUCAACGGCAGCCGGAUUUGUUACACCAAUUGGUUACAUUGAUGUCUCCCUCGGAACUUUCUGCCAAAGGUAUUCCCUGUGUGUACGCCGAUCAAGGGCCAAACGAGUUUGUUGUGACAUAUCCUAGAGUAUAUCAUGCGGGCUUCAAUAGUGGUCUCAACUUUAACGAGGCUGUGAAUUUCACCAUGGACGCAUGGAUAGAUUUUGGCGAGAGGUCUAUCCGAGACUAUGCGGAGAUAAAGAAAGAGAAUGUAUUUGAUCAUUUCAUGUUGGUGCAAAACAUAUUAGAGAACUACCUACAGCCAAACAGUGCAUUUGAAGACAACCACAAAAACUUCAUAGGCAAAUGCAUUCGCAGUUAUGAGCAAUUUCUCCACCGGCAGAAAAGCCUUGUACACGAUCUCGAGAGUGAUAGGUUGGAAACUGUGCUAAAGGUGCCUGAAAGCAAAAGUGGCUUGAUGACGCCGGGUCCUGCAACAAGAAUGUCAACGAUGAAAAAGAAUAAAGCCAACACCGAAGAUGAAGACGAUGAUCUUUGUGACAUAUGUCGUACUUAUGUGUCAUUCCAAUAUUGUGAUGUUAACAAUAAGCUCCAUCGGUUUGGCAAGUGGUACCAUAAGAAAUCUAGGAAAACUGAUAGUUCUAGCAUUGCAGUUAGUAAUCUUCUCACACCUACCGAGUCCCCUUAUUUGAAAAAGGGACAAGAAGAUGGAAUGACAUAUAGUGCUACAGCUGUGGCACAAUCUGGAUCUGCGGAGAGACUUCAAUCUUUGCAAGACAACAAUCAGGACCUAAAAGAAGAGGAAUCUGAAGAGGAAUUUGGAGCAAAAGUGCCUUUUCUGGACCAGAUGAAUGAGCUCAUACUGCAGGCCAAGAGGAAAGCGAGCGAAGAGGCUGAAGAACCUAGAAGUAAAAGACGACAGUCGAGUAGACUUCAACAGAAAAGCCGCCUGCCGGAAUUGGAAGCUAAACCAGAAAUUAACGAGGAAAUUGAAGAUAGCGCAAGCCCUCAGAAGAAAAGCCAGUACAGCUCGUUACUUCGACAGCUCAAUCAGUUUGACCAUAUCAAACUCUGUCUCAAGUGCACCCAGAAAAUGUGCGGAGAUCAUGGAGAACGACUUCCGAAAGGCUCGCAUUUGAUAGUGGAAAAACCAUUUGGUGAAAUGGAGGCCAUUCUAGCCGGUGCCAAACGCAAGUUUCUCGGUUAUUAA
Clavispora lusitaniae ATCC 42720 is the source of this 2478-nucleotide messenger RNA. Its product is annotated as histone demethylase. The record is from RefSeq and is a predicted model, not a curated record. Lineage: Eukaryota; Fungi; Ascomycota; Pichiomycetes; Serinales; Metschnikowiaceae. Gene Ontology annotation, molecular function: histone H3K4me/H3K4me2/H3K4me3 demethylase activity. Gene Ontology annotation, cellular component: chromatin; nucleus. Gene Ontology annotation, biological process: regulation of DNA-templated transcription; chromatin remodeling.